Messenger RNA from Effrenium voratum, 3162 nucleotides. The record is from the annotation of a GenBank genome assembly. Lineage: Eukaryota; Dinophyceae; Suessiales; Symbiodiniaceae.
GAGAGAGACCCGCAGUUUGCUUGCGCCGGCGCUGUAUGGAAGCUGGGUGACCAUGGGGCCCAUGUCACCGGAUGGAUCUUGGCCCCGGCGAGCGCUGGAUACAAACUCAGGUGCCUAGCCGCGUCACCACCAAGACCUACAAUGUGGCCAUCAGCGCCUGCGGCAAGAGCGAGCGCUGGCAGGAGGCCGUGUGGCUGCUUCAGGCGCUGCCCCAUGCUGCGCUCGAAGCAGACGUGGUCACCUACAAUGCCGCGAUUGCCGCAUGCGGCCGGGGUCGUCAAUGGGCCCGGGCGAUCGCCUUGUUGGAGUUGGCGCAGCUCAAAGCGGAGGCGGACGCCAUCGGCUACGGAGCCGCCAUCGCCGCGUGCGAGUGGACGCUGGCCUUGGCGCUGCUCGCGCAGAUGGCUCGCCGCCACGUGGAAUGCAGCGUGAUCGCCCAGAACUCCGGCAUCAGCGUCUGCGCCCAGGCUGCCCAAUGGCAGCGUGCGUUGCUGCUGCUGUUCGGCAUGCACGAGCAAUGCCUCCAGAGCACGGUGGUCUCCUUCAACGCGGCCAUGGCGGCCUGCGCUCGGGAAUGGUGGCAGGCCAUGUGUGUCCUGCAAGCACUGCCUCUACGUGGACUUCUCCCAGACGUGAUCUCAUACAACGCAGGCAUCAACGCCUGCGAGGCCCAAAAUGGCUGGCAGAUGGCUUUGGGACUCUGCCGAAACCUUGAGGAGAGUUUGCUGCAGAGGAACGUGGUCACCUUCGGGUCGAUGAUCAGCAGCUUCGCCAAGAAUUCUCAGUGGCAGCAGGCUCUGGACUGUUUGCGGGAGCUCAAAAUGUCCGCAUUGCAGGAGAAUUUGAUUGCCUACAACGCCGCCAUCUCUGCCUGCGAGCACAUGCAGCUGUGGCAGGCGGCAGUGCACUUGCUGCAGGAGGCCCAAGCAAGCGCCAUCACGCCUGACAUCAUCUCCUUCAACUGCGCCUUGAGCGCCUGCAGCGAGGACCUGCCGGCGGCACGGCGCCUGCUGUCCGCGUUGCGCUUUGCGGGGCUUCAAGAGACGCCGGUGACCGGCCACGCGGUGAUGCGGGCACUGGGCAGCGCCUCCCAGUGGGAGGAGGCCUUGGCACACCUGGCGCGCCUCGCAGAUCCCGACCUCAUCAGCUUCCACUGCGCCGCCGCCGCCGCCUGCGGCACGGCACACGCCUGGCAGCGGGCGCUGCAGGUUCUGAGCAGCGCCCGGCUCGCGAGCUUCCACUGGGACAGCGUCACCUACACUACCGCCAUGAUCGCCUUUGAGAAGGGUGGCCAGUGGCAAAAAGCGCUGCUUCUUUUCGAAGAGGCAGUCACAAGGACGAGAUGUGACCUCGUCAUCUACAACGCAGCCAUGAGCGCCGGUCCCUGGCAGCACUGCCUCCUGCUGCUGCAUGACCUGCAGCUUCGGAAGCUGCGCGCCAACGCGGUCACCUUCGGCGCAGUGGUGAGCGCGUGCCGCAACAGUGGGCAGUGGACUUGGGCGCUGCACGUCUUGGACGUGGCAAGGCGGCAGCUGGCGGCCAACUCGGUGGUGACCAAUGCCGCGGUGAACGCGUGCGGGCGCGCGGAGCAGUGGCAGCGAGGGAUGCAGCUCUUGGGGCCGGACGCGGACCUCGCGGCUUACGAUUGCCUUUUGGCCGCCACGGCGGGCUGCGGUCGACGCGACCAGGCCGUGCGGCUGCUGUGGCGCUCCGCACAUCUCCGCACCGCCGCGUCCUUCCUCUGGGCCUUGGCCACGCUGGGCUGCGAGGACCCCGAGGUCAUCGCUGCUGCACUGGACCUCGACUCGGACUCGGAUCCGCGGCUGCUGUGGUCACUGGCCACGCUCGGGGUGGAGCAUCCAAAGCAGAGGUCCCUCUAUGCGCAGUUUCUCCGAACCAUCGAUGGCCGCAGCCUGGAGGAGAUCCUUUUGGCCGCGUCACACUGCGAUGCCCAGCUCGAGGCGGCCCACUUCGAUGGCCUGCAGGAGGCAGUGUUGCUGAAGCUGCCUGAGCUUGGCCUGGCAGUGAGGUCUCGCCUGGCAUUUCCGGAUUUGGGCAUCUCCCUGCUCGGCAUCUUGGCCGCCUGCCGCCUCAGCGGCUUUCUGCGCCAGCGCUUGCUCCACGCCGCGACCACCGCACUGCGAAGGGUGGGCCGGCGCAUGGAUGGGCCGCCGCAAGAAGCGCCACUGCAGGCCUCGGGCGGCACCGACUCACCGCUGGUGCUGGACCAGCGGGACUGCCUGGUGCUGCAGAAGCCGUCUGGGUGGGAGACCUACGGAGGCCACACCAAGCGUCAGCUGAGCAGCUUCGUGGUUCAAUCCUUCGGUGCGGCCAUCUUCCAAGACCUGGCCCACAACUGCGGAUUCCUCCACCGUUUGGACGUACCCAGCUCAGGUCUGAUCAUCGUCGCAAAGACCUACGAAUCCUUCUACCACCUCCAGGUCCAGCUCCACGCGGGCCUUCUCACCCGGGAGUACCUGGCGCUCGCCCACGGCGAAGCGGGUUUCCGCGGCCGCGGGCUGCGGAGUCGGCUGCAGCCCCGCAGUCAGGGCCCCACGCUGGCCGGGGGCCGGGGGAAGUGGAGCGAGACCCGGGUUCAGGUGCUCAGCCUCCUCUAUGGUGAAGUGGGCGCCUUCUCAUACCUGCUGCUGAGGCUGGUCACCGGCAGGAAGCACCAAAUCAGGAGCCAGCUGGCCUUUGUGGGUCACCCUUUGUGCCGUGAUGGGCUCUACACCGGCAGCGCCACCUUCCGCGGAGACAAAGCGGUAGCGUCCAGGAACUGGCUCCACCGGCACCGCCUGGCCUUCACCGAUGGAAAAGGUCGACGGGUGUCGCUCCGCACCGAACUGCCGGCAGACCUGCAGCGAUCCCUGGCGAGGCUGCGGCGCCGCCGUAGGGCCUGAUGCGCGCAAAGGGCGCUGGAUGGAUUGGAGGUUGCGAGCUCCAUGCCGAAGGCCGAAGCUGCUUCGAUGCAUCCUGCAGGCAGCUCCGCAACCGAACACGCUGAAGGACUUUGGCCAUUUGGCCUGCGCGGACUCGACGCCAGGCAGAAACCAUGGACGGGAAGUCCCGAAGCUUUCCUUGGCCGUUGAAAAGGCGACUCGCAACAGUCGCUGCGUUCAGAAGUCGCGGAGCCCAUGUCCCGGAAGAGCCAUGGCCCGU